Molecule: messenger RNA, 4766 nt
Organism: Hyalella azteca
Lineage: Eukaryota; Metazoa; Arthropoda; Malacostraca; Amphipoda; Hyalellidae
Exons: 5
Coding region: 222-1511 (429 amino acids)
Source: RefSeq, a predicted model, not a curated record
UCAUUAGAAAAUGUGUUUCUAUUUGAAUUUGAAAACUUUUGCUCUUCUAUAUAUGCAUCUACUAAUAAUUUAACCUAGAAAAAGUCUGUCUCCCAAAUUCAUACAUUUAAAAAAUUUACUUUUAUGUUGAACAGUUCUUAUAUCUAACUUAAACCUACAAUUCAAUCAUAGUUAAUCGGCAAACCUUUGCUCCCAAGACUCUUGUUAAACCAGAAGUAAAGAUGAAUGAGGAUCAUCUUUUCUCAAGACAUGACUCGAGCUCCAGCGCUGCCUCAAGCUGUGCAACCACUGACCCAAGGGAGUGUGCCAUCAAUGUUAGCCCACAGGACUUCAAGUUUUUUUGCUCUUUUGAACAUGAGAAAGAUGUAACCCAAGAUGUUCUUCUUGUUAUGAAUAUGUCAUCAAUCCCAGUUUCAUUCACUGUGUCCUGCAGUCACCCUGCCCUGGUGAAUGUCGAGGCCCUGGACGAGGUGGUUGUGGAGGCUCAGUGUAAGGUCAAGUGUCGGGUCUACCAGCAUCCUGUCACAAAGCAGUCAAACCUGGCUGUUCUCCAGCUGGUAGCUUUCAGUAAAAAAGAAAAAUGUAUCAUCAGGGAGCAUUUUAUUCCAGUCUACAUCAACUGUCGACCAUCUCAGAAGACUCGAGCUAGAUUUCUGGGACUCAAAAAGAAACUGCAACACUACCUUAAAAACUCGGCCUUCAUUAGUGCUGAUGGUAAACUGGAAAGCCUUGGACGUCGGUACAAGAAAGAUCUCAGUUCCAUGUUGGCAACAAGCUCUGACCAGGAUCUUUUUACCCCACUAGUGCCCCGUCAUAGAUUAGCAGUGUCUGAAUCUAGCAACUUAUCUCUGGACCGCCGGUUACGAUGUCCUGAAGCUGGAAGAGACUCACAACUGCUCGAGAACGUCUCGCGUUCCAUACCAACGAGCCUACACGAAGACGCUGCUGAUUCUCUCAUCAGACAUCGUGAAUUUCUUAGCUCCAAAAGAACCAAGAGCAGCAGCCUGUUGGGUUAUGCCACCACCAGCACUGAGAGCUCCAGUACCCCUUCAUCUUCGAAUGUAACGUCCAAAAAACCCACUGCACCGCGUAAGAUAUCUCCGCCUCUUCAUGUUACUCACUCAGUGUCCCUGUCUCAGCAAGCGCCGCCCAGUCCUCCUGAAAUUCCUGACAGGACUGUAGCUCGACGACCGUCUGAUGUCAUGAGACCUGUUAUAACAAGUGAUCACAGAAUUGAACAUCCUGCUGCUCAAGAGACUGUGAUUUCUAGAAAAACGUCAACAGUUCGUCGCACAACUGCUCAUCAUCCUGACUCGUACGACAACGACGUUCUGCUGUGCUACUGCGUGGUGCUGUUCUCUGCAGUGCACGCGCUCUACUCCUGGUGGUGCGGGGAGCUGCAAGUUCUCUAUGUUUUUUCUCUGUCUGACUCUGAACUGAAGCACCUCUUAGUGUUCAUUUUAUCUUUGCUGAGCACAGGUUAUUUGAUAGGCGCGCACUUCAGAAGCUGAUGGCAGUUUCAGAAGCUGAUGGCAGUUUCAGAAGCUGAUGGCAGUUUCAGAAGCUGAUGGCAGUUUCAGAAGCUGAUGGCAGUUUCUCGCUGCUACGUCUCUGAUUAGAUUAUUCUGCUCUCGAGCCACCAUCGAAGUCUAAUAUAUUAAUCUUACUGUAAUAGAGACAUAAUGAUACAUCUGAGACUGUGCAGAAACUUCGGGCAUUUUAGUGGGCACUCAAGAUUUUGUACGAGAUACUUGAGUAAGUCUAAAUUAAUUUUUUCUCAUCAAAGAAAUUGAAUAUCUUUCAGUUGUCAAACUAUAAUUUUUUGUAAUUUUUUUCUUGAGUUUUGUGUGUGAGGGUUGUUUUCAUGUUAUAAUUAAGUUCAAACUUUGAAUAAGUUUUCAGUAAAAAUUUCCGAACAAGUUUGGCUGCUAAUACUUUCUGUGUCAUUAGAGGUGAAUGAAAAAGAAUUCAAAAUAUUGAAUUUUAUUCCAGUUGCUCAAGCAUACCAGCUUGUUUUUUAAUACCGUGUGCAAAGAUGGUGCUUUAGCCGUGCAUUAUUCUUUAGGUUUUAUACAAGCACUUGACAUGUGAUAACUCCUUCAGUCAACGUAAGAUAUUCUCUUGAGAACCUCAUAGUCUAAUAUAUACUUUAGCACUCCUAGACCGAUAGUGCACCUACUUAUAAAUAGCACCGCUAAUUAGACGUAAUUUUUGUGAGCAUUGAUUAAUUUAACAUUGAGGGUUUUUUUUUUUUUUUGAUUGGUUAGACUCUCGAUUGAAGACUUUGAACGUUACUAUUUUAAUGUAGUAACGUUCUUUAAUUUAGGUAAGUGUUAUUUGAAGACUACUUCUAAUGUGGCGUCACGUGGUCAUUCACUACUUGAGGUAGCGUUUAUUCAUAUAUAAUUGUGACGUGAGUGAUGACAGUUUUUUGUUCAGUUUUUGGCAGUCGAUGAAGUCACGGCUAGAAGAGUUGUCUAAGUUUCUAGGAUGGAUUAAUUAAUAAUUCAGUUACCAUUGAAGGAUGGGGUAUAUUAUCGGUGCUUCGCUUAUGUGGCUUUGUUAUUUCCGCUAAUAAUCUAUAACCAUAAAAUAACUUUGAUCUAAUAUUGAAAUAAUCAGUACGUUCAAACUGCUUAAUAAUUUAAUAACAUAAUGCUAAUGAAUUAAAAAUCUUUAGUUAAAGAACUUUUUCUGGCCGCUUUAUAAUGUAUGCUGGCCAGUCACUCUUUAAGAUUUUGUUUGUAUUUAGGCCAAAUUUGGGAUUUGCUGUCAUUUGGUGGUUGACUUGCCAUUUGUCCGACCAUCUCAUGCUAUGGUGAAUAUAGCGUGUCUAUUUUUCUAAUAAAUUAAUAAUUUCAUGACAAUUUCUUUAAUUAAUUUUAAUAACUGAAUAUAACAAGACAGUGAGCUACGAGCUUCCCAUUUAUAUUGCAAUAUAUGUGUGUGUUUUUUUACUGUCUCGCCUUCAUUUGAAUGUCACAACUGCCAUAGUUUAUGCUUACAUUUAACAUUAAUAUUUAGUGGACAUGUGAUCUGCAAAAUGUGCAGCUGAUAUGCAGUGAAGUGCAGCUUUGUUCUUUGCACAAAAUACUCUGUUCCUUAAAGAAUUACUUUGUUCUUUACAGACUUAGUUUAUUAUAGACAUAAUUACAUUGUAAUAGGUGAAUUUAAAGCCUGUAGAAAGUACAAAAAAAUGUAAAAAGUGUCAGUGGAUUACUAGAUUUAAUGCUGAAUGGCGGUGUCUGGAGGCUCAGGUGAAUGAAGGAAGAAAUUUCGUCGUAUCUUGAGUGUAUUUUAACUUGAUUUUACUAACAUUUGACUGAAGGAUAUCUAAAGAGCAACAAAUAUUCAAAACUUGUGCAGAUAUUUUAUUUCGGUGUGGAAACAAAGAAGAAACGUGCAAGUUCUAUAAUACAGGAGAUCCGUUCUUGAAUGUUUAUCGCGCUCUCGUGAGUUCACUUCCCUGGAAUUAGAUCCUAUUAUUAUCUAAGGUGAAUGCAUGAAAUCUAAGAAGAUCUUGUGCGAAACGUAUAAUUUUCGGUACAAUGCUAAGGUUGUACGAAUUGUAUUAUCUCGAUUAUUGAAGCCUUGAUAAAUUGCUAUUUCUGUAAAUUUGUGCUCAUAAUUUGUAAUGUUCGUUUGGUCGUGUUUUCUCUUAAUAAGUUUUGUGUGGAUUUUUAUUCUCUCUCUGCAUCUCGUUUUCAAAAACAGUUAUGAAUUUAUAUCGUUCUUAAUCAUGCAUAUGCACGAAAAUAAUAAGCACAACUUCAUUAUGUAAUUUAUUUUAAAUCUCAACACGACACAGGUUUUCAAGCCAUCGAUUGCGAAUCUUGGCUUAGGUGGCUGCGCUCCAGCUCGCUGAAGUGACAAUGAUCAGUCUGAGCAGCUCUACGCUCUUAUCCUUAAUAUCGUCUUAGGCAACAAGUACCCAAGGUUUGCAUUGGGCUAGGCCUACGGUAAUGCAGAUGCAUCACUUUAUACGUCUGCUCUUGGGUGACGCAAAGAACUGUUCGCGAUUGUAUGGUUUGAAACCUGGGACUCUUUUGCAACACCGCCUGUACUCUGCACCUCAGUUCUCAGUAGACACCACCCAUAUUUGUGCGCCGUAUUGUCCGUGCGUACCGAUGCUUUGAAGGCUAUUUAUUUGCAUUAAAAAGCCUGGUAACUCAAGUUACUUUUGGUAGACGAGCAUCAACAACGAAGAAAGCCAAUUCUUAGAUAAAUCCACUUACUUUUUCCUUAAUUAUAGCUUCUCUCUGGCCAAGUAUUGUCGGAUGCUGGAUGAUUUUUAGUUUAUUUUAUAAGAAAUUAGAAUAUUCAAGGUAAAAUGCAGGUCAAGCUGUUGUACAUUGGGAGAAAACUUCGUACGCUGCAAAGAAGUUGAACAUGAAGAAUUUGUGAUUCAUAUUCACAGUUUUGUAUUGAUGGUUUCAGUAUUUAGGCAACCGUGGCUGUGCGUGAUAUCAAUGUCAGCGGACGCCAAUUGGCCAGUGUAAUGAGGGAGUGAUUGUCUUCCAUUGGCCUAAAAUGUUCAGUUCCUGAACGAAUUUUAUAUUAAGUGAGGUAAUUUGAAUUGCAGUUGACGUGGAGGUGGCAGUAUUAGGUUAUCGUUUUUUUUCAAAUGUGUGUCUCUGUAUGCUUCAUUUUCUCCGGUAUUGUAUGGAACUUUGUAUUGCACUAGUAACGGGGAGUCUAGAAGCAUACCUGAUUCAAUAAACAAUGGAACACAUGUAUUGUAAUUCAUAAUUGAAGUCGAUACUUUU